UAUCCAUGUUCAAUAAUGAUUAAAAGCUCUUGAAGGAGAGAUCUCGGUCAUUGAUAGCGGAAUAAAUUCUGAAUUCUGAGUUGAAGAUUCCGAUAUGUAUAUAUAUACUUAUCGCUCCAUCCAUCAUCCUCUUUGCGGCGACAUCCAGCUCCCCUUUAGCCUCAGUUUCAUAUGACUGACACUUUUAUGGAAGAGAUUGGUUCUGUCUGUAUGGAUGCCAAAUCAUUGGACACCAGCUCGAAAGAUGCAAUCAGCAUGCUCCCAGAUGAGGUUCUUGGCAAAAUCUUGUCCUCACUCCCUACAAAACAGGCUGCUUCAACCUCUGUUCUUGCUAAAAAGUGGAGGAAUGUGUUUAGAUUAGUUCAUAAUCUUGAUUUUGAUGAUUAUGACUUGCUGCAACCGGAAGAUGGUCCAGAAGAGAGGGAUGUGAUGCGUGAGAGCUUCAGGAAUUUCAUAGAUAAAACACUCGCUUUGCAAUGCGGUUCUCCUAUCAAGAGAUUCUCUCUAAAAUGUGUCAUUCACAUGGCCAGCGAGUUGGCUUGUGUGGGCCGCUGGAUAUGUAAUGCCGUAGAACGUGGUGUUUUGGAGCUGGACGUAAGCAUACAGACCUUCUAUAAACUCGUUCUGAAUUCUGAAAGUGGUGAUUUUGAACAGCCCGAAGAUAGGAGAUACAGUGAAGUCUUUCUGCCUCCUGAGCUCUUCAAGAGCAAGACGCUGGUUAAGCUUACACUGGGAACAGAAAUUGAUUUUGGAGAUAUUCCUCCAGAUGUGUCUCUUCCAGCGCUUAAGAGUCUCUGCAUUGAUUCAAUAUUUUUUUGUUGUGAUGAUCUGUGUUAUGUUCUUCUUCCUGGUUGUCCGGUGCUAGAGGAGUUGGCUGUACGUCACGGGGACUAUGAAGGAUACCCAUACUGCAUAUCGAGUCGGACCAUCAAGAAACUGUUGGUUCACUACGAUUGUGAGUUUGCAGUUGAGGCCAUGAAUAGUAUGUCAUUUGACGCCCCAAGUCUAGUUUCCCUCGACUACUCCGAUUAUGCCUUGGCUGAGUACGCACAAGUUAAUUUGGAGUCCCUAGUGGAAGCUAGGCUCGAUCUGCGUUAUUCUGAAAAGGUCAAGGAGCCGGAUGUAACUGGUCUGAUUAUAGGGAUAAGCAACAUCGAGACGCUGCAUCUAUCUCCCGGUUCUGCUGACGUGAUUUCUCGAUGUGUUGAACGUGGACUAUUUCUACCGGUGUUGAACAAUCUGAUUAAUUUAUCUUUUGAGAGUAACAACAAACGAGGUUGGACUCUGUUGCCAUAUCUGCUUAAGCAGUGUCCAAAGCUUGAAACUCUAAUCAUCCAGGGUUUGGAUGGUUACACAGGCGAUGUUACCAUGCGUCCAUCCAAAGUAAAGGUGUUGCAUGUUCUUGGUUACGGAGGAACAUCGAAAGAGUUGGAACACUUGAAGAGUAUCAUUGGGGAAUCAACAUGGCUUGAACUGGUGCAAGUGGAGGUUGCACAAGGUGUUGUGGUGGAUGAUGUCAUUCUAUGGCGAAUCUAUAGGGAUCUAAAGACGCACCUUGGAGUUUCAUCAAAGUGCAAGAUCAAAGUUGCAUAAUUCAUAUAUAGCUUUGACAAUUAUUUAUUUUGUGUAACACUAAACAAACUCAUAAAUGGCUUCAUGUCUUAUUGCUCUUGCAUGAGCCUCUUUUAUUGCAUGGAGCUAAUUUUCUGUUGCAUUUAAACUCAUAAAUUACUUCUAAGCUGAUUUUAUGCUGGCAGUUGGUA
Messenger RNA from Capsella rubella, 1763 nucleotides. RefSeq names its product F-box/LRR-repeat protein At3g60040. Lineage: Eukaryota; Viridiplantae; Streptophyta; Magnoliopsida; Brassicales; Brassicaceae. Gene Ontology annotation, molecular function: protein binding. The coding region runs from base 172 to 1593 and encodes 473 amino acids. The record is from RefSeq and is a predicted model, not a curated record. The transcript has 4 exons.